Molecule: messenger RNA, 6465 nt
Organism: Sclerotinia trifoliorum
Lineage: Eukaryota; Fungi; Ascomycota; Leotiomycetes; Helotiales; Sclerotiniaceae
Source: the annotation of a GenBank genome assembly
AGUAGCGGCCAUUUAUUUAAAUCCAGGGGAUCACUUAUCGUCUACCGUAGUGCAGUCAGUACCUUGUUCUAACCAACUCCAACUCCACUGCUACUACUAACCAAAGAAGUUAUUCUCAAGAAGCAGCUGGUAUGAACAGAACAUUCCUAUGAUUUUUGAAUUGCAUUUGCAUCAUCUCAUCCGAUUUCUCCAUUUUUGCUGCCAUUUUUGAUUUCACCUCAUUCGUUUAGUGAAGCCUUUUCAAAUCCAUUAUUCGGUACUUCCUUCUUCUCCUCUUUUAAUACUCAGUAUCAAAAACCAAACUCUCGUUUUUUGUGCAUUUGCGUCAAGCCAUUUAUUUCACUUGCUCAGCGACCAGAGGAGGAGACUCUUUUAGAGAGAAUAACACCAAUCAACUUCCAAUUUUAUUGAAUCAGUACAUAAACGCCCUUGCCGAGACUUUUGAUAUCAAAGACAGCUAUCAUUAAAAAAAAGAGUCAUUGAAAAGGGGUCGGUUGUGGAAGAUAUCGAUUGUGGGUGUGUUGAAUCACAUUGAUAUCAACAUAUAGGGCUCUAACAUCGGAGUGAGGGAGGAAUAGUUCCCCCCCAUCUGCACUACACGAUGGCGGGCAACACUCGUAUGUCAACAUAUUCAAUGACAUCUUCUGCUGCAGGAGCCGCUCGAAACUUUCAUGCUGCGGGACCACAAUCAUCCCCAGUAUCGACAACCACACUUUUGAACGCCGUCCACCACAUUUAUACAUCCGGCCAACCAUAUCGAUUGGAUGCUAGCACUAGUUUGGUUGUGAAUACAUGGCUAUCAGCUUCACAGCCUGAUCGCGAGGGGAGAACGGGAGGUACAAUAGAUUCAGCCUUAGCCGCAAGAGCCUGGGAACAUGCCAGAAGACGUGCAGAAGAUGGUUGUAUUGUUUUAGGGUAUGAAGCCUAUUGAACUUUAUGUUAAUCUAAUGCUAAUCCGAUCGCAGCUCCCUCCACGAAGCUACUCCCUCUAUCCUGGUUCCGUUCCUCAACACCUUGCCCCUUUCCAUUCCCGAUUCAUUAUAUACCGCCCUUGCCGUGUUACGACCAUUCAUCCAUUGCGUUUCCCCUCAAAAUCCGUCUGCACCCCGACAAUCUGCUCUUGGUGUGACUUUGACUCUAUCACUAGGUGGAAACUUAACUGCCGCAUCAAUAGCAUUAUCUGAGGGAGGAAUUGACACCAAGAAGGGGCUUUUAAAUCUCCCAGCUGAGCCAGGACAUCGAGCUUUUGACGUCUUUUACUACCUUCUCACAUCUGCGUCGACGCCUGCCGAGCGAGAAUUCUUGGGCUUGAAACAUGCUUCGAGUUACGCGCUUUUGGAAAAGUCUGGCACAUAUGAUCCCCCAUCGUACCUUCCUACCGCGGACGAUGCAGCGGCCGCAGACGAUUUUAGAGCAUCUUUAAAGGCCAUCGGUAUCAAAGGUGCGACGCACAGAGAUCUAAUCUCGAUACUCGCAGGAUUAUUGAAGCUAGGUGAUACUUUGAGCUUCAUUCUUGAUGGAGAUGCUUUGGAGGAGAUUUGUGAAGAUGUGGGAGGUCUUCUUGGCUUGGAACCUGAUGUUCUCGUCAAGCAAUGCACAACACAGGAGCGAGAAACUCUGAUCGGUGGACUUUAUGAAGCUCUUGUAGACUGGGUCAUUUUGAAAGCCAAUGAGGCCAUCGCUAGCGAGAUGGCUAGAAUCAAGGACAGCGAUUCUUCGAGUGAAGGGGGACCCGGAGCUCGAACCCCAAAUACCGAAGACGACAAUGGUGACACCGUUUGCAUAACUGUUCUUGAGAUCCCGGACCCGAAUCUGGGAAAAGCGGCCGCAAUGCGAGGCGUCUUUGAUGAUACCCAAGGUAUUAAUGCCGAGAUGAAAGAAGACGGUGUUGAUGUGGUUGCUGUUGGCUCAUCUGUUAUCCGAGAGAUGCAAAAUGCAGUGGCGGAAGUUGCUCCAGACCUUGGGAUCAUGACCGGGCCCGCCGGGAGAGACCGCGAACACGAGCUUGAAAAACGUGAGAUUGUCUUGGAGAAGGUUGCCCGUGAGGGAGAAGACGAAGGUUUUCUCAAAAAACUUCUGCUCCCAAUUGAGGGCCAAGGUAUCAAUUUGGGCCGCAAUGGUCGUAUUGAUUUACCAUCUGUUCUUGGUAGCAGUCGUGUCUGGUAUCACUUAUCGGCGCAUCCUACCGAUGACUUACCUGCGACUCUGGCCUCGCUUCCCACGACAACCUCGGCUUGGUCUGCCGGCGCCGUCUCACGCCAGCUUCGCGCAUGGCGUCUGCCAGAAUGGGCCAAUCGACGGAAUAAGAACCUAGAUUUUACCGCCGAUUUUGACUUUGAAGAGUUUGUUCAACGAUACUCUUCUCUCGGUUGCAAGGAUGGCCGUGAUGGCAUUGAGAGUUGGACCAUGGAACGUGGUUGGAGCAACGGCGAAGUUGUCAUUGGCAAAGAACGAUUAUGGAUCCGCGAAAGUGCUUGGUGGGAAGCUGAAACCAUGCUUGAUCUAAAGCCGGCUGAUGGGGAGUUCCAAAGCAUGGGCGGCCCGGGAGGGAUGGCAGGCAUGCUAGGAGCCCAUGACAUGAACGCUGGAUACUCCUCCAACGCACCAAACGGGAACGGUUUCUUUGCCGCUCCCAACAACGAGUUAACGCCCGUUGGAAGUCAUGAUCAUCUUACGAGUCGCCAAAGUCAAGCAGGCGGAGCGCGAAGUGUUCUGGGAGCGCCUGCCCCCGCACAGUCACGGAAUGUCAGUGGUGGCGACUAUGGACUUGGCUUCAAAGGAGACAACACGAGGGGACAGGUAUAUUACACCGACGAGAAUGGUGAAAUGGUCAAUGACCCCGAAGGUGGGAACGCAAAAGCUGUUGUCAACGAGAGGGCAACCAACCAGCGUCGUAUCUGGGUUGCUAUCACGUGGACUUUAACGUGGUGGAUACCAUCGUUCGUCCUUCGAUUUGUUGGCCGUAUGAAACGUCCAGAUGUACGCAUGGCUUGGAGAGAAAAGCUGGUCUUGUGUUUCAUGAUCCUCUUCCUCAAUGCCUUGGUUAUAUUUUGGAUUAUCGAAUUCGGUAAACUCCUCUGCCCAAAUUCGGACAAAGCAUGGAAUGCGAACCAAGUCUCCACCCACCAAGGUGACAAUGACUUUUGGGUCAGCAUUCAUGGAAAAGUAUACGAUAUCUCUAAAUUCUGGAAGUUGCAGCACAGUGAUACCACUGUCACAACCACCUCCAGCGUUAUGCAACCCUUUGCUGGUAUGAACUUGGACAGCUAUUUCCCCCCACCAUUGAUUGUUGCCUGCCCUGGUCUUGUAACGGAUUAUACUUUAGUACUACAGGUCAACAAUACUGCCGAAUAUCCUGCUGGAAUUCAUACCUCCGGAAAUAGCUCCGCAUAUGUGACCAGCAAACUUUACGACUGGAAUUGGUAUGCGGACGUAUACACACCUGGGAUCAAAGAGUAUUACCAUGGAGAUCUGGUAGUUAAGAAGAGCACGAUUGAGAAUCAAGGCCAAAACCAGGGGCAUUAUUGGGUUACCUUGAAGGGCAAGAUAUACGAUUUCACCGAUUAUUACUACACAUUAUCAUUGUAUCCUAGUGUGGCUACCUACGAGUUUAUUGACGAUACCAUUUAUCAAAUGAUAAUCACAAAUCCAGGUUUAGAUAUCACAAGUAAAUGGGAUGAUAACUACAAAAGCGCCAACGCUAGUUACCAAGUGGAUAUCCUUAACAACCUGAAUUGCAUGAACAAUUUGUUCUAUGCAGGUAUUCCCGACUUCCGAGAUUCUGUCAAAUGUCAAAUCAACAACUACAUCCUUCUCGCCUUUACAAUCGUAGUAUGUGCUGUCAUUAUCAUCAAGUUCGUAUCGGCACUUCAAUUUGGUUCGAAGAGUCGCCCAACUCCUCAAGACAAGUUUGUGAUUUGCCAGGUUCCGGCAUAUACCGAAGGUGAAGAUUCAUUGCGCAAAGCUUUGGACUCUUUGACAGCUCUGCAAUACGACAAUAAAAGAAAGCUCCUUUGUGUCAUUUGUGAUGGUAUGGUUGUAGGAGGUGGCAACGACCGUCCAACACCAAAGAUUGUCCUCGAUAUUCUCGGUGUAGAUCCCAAGAUUGACCCUCCUGCGCUACCGUUCAAGUCUGUUGGAGAAGGUAACGAUCAACUCAACUAUGGUAAAAUCUACUCUGGUUUGUAUGAGUUCGAAGGAAAUGUAGUCCCGUACAUCGUAGUCGUCAAGGUUGGCAAGGAAUCCGAGCAAUCCAAAUCGAAGCCCGGUAAUCGUGGAAAACGAGACUCCCAAAUUCUCCUCAUGAGCUUCCUCAACCGCGUCCAUCAUAGAGCACCCAUGAACCCACUGGAAUUAGAGAUGUUUCACCAAAUCAACAACAUCAUUGGCGUGGAUCCAGAGCUUUACGAAUAUCUAUUCAUGAUUGAUGCCGAUACCAGUGUCAAGGAAGAUUCUUUGAACCGUCUUGUAGCAGCCUGUACCAACGAUGGCAAAAUUGCUGGUAUCUGUGGCGAAACCAACCUCGAAAAUGAAGAACAAUCUUGGUGGACUAUGAUUCAAGUUUACGAAUAUUUCAUCUCGCAUCAUUUGGCAAAAGCAUUCGAGUCUCUAUUUGGCAGUGUCACCUGUCUGCCUGGUUGGUAAGUGAUCCUUCUACUCCAAACCCCUACCUCGGUACAAUAUACUAAUAACUGCUUCAUAGUUUUACUAUGUAUCGUAUACGUACCGCUGACAAGGGGAAACCAUUAAUUAUCGCCGACGCUAUCAUAGACGAGUACAGCGAGUGUGUUGUUGACACUCUACACAAGAAGAAUCUCUUGUCCCUCGGAGAGGAUCGAUUUUUGACUACAUUGAUGACCAAGCACUUCCCAUUUAUGAAGUACAAGUUCAUUCCUGAUGCAUAUGCUAGCACCUCUGCACCCGAAACCUGGAGUAUCCUUCUUUCCCAGAGAAGACGUUGGAUCAAUUCUACCAUUCACAAUCUAGCUGAGUUGGUCUGGCUUCCUGAAAUGUGCGGGUUCUGUUUUUUCAGUAUGAGAUUUGUUGUUUUCAUGGAUCUCUUUGGAACAAUUAUUCUUCCUGCAACGACCGUCUACCUUGUAUACCUGAUCUACAAAGUCGCAACACAUCAAGGUCAAUUUCCCCUUAUUUCAAUUUGUAUGAUCGCUGGUACAUAUGGUCUGCAAGCUUUGAUAUUUAUUCUCAAACGUCAAUGGCAACAUGUCGGAUGGAUGAUUAUCUAUAUCCUUGCUUUCCCCAUUUACUCUUUUGUUCUACCAAUCUACUCUUUCUGGAACCAAGACAACUUCUCAUGGGGUAAUACACGUAUUGUCCUUGGAGAGAAGGGCUUUGCAAAGGUCGUGGCCGUGGAUGAUGGUGGGUUUGACCCAAGAAGCGUUCCUCUCCAACGAUGGGACGACUAUGCUUUACACAACAACCUCCCAGGACGUCGUGGAGUGCCAAUUGAAAAGGCUUACGAUACAUACGAAGAUCAAUACGAAAUGGAUGAUAUGAAGUCCAUGUACUCGUCCGUCAAACCUGCGUCCACUAUCCUAACCGGUUUCCCUGGUCGUGGCCCAUACAUGCCUCCUCAAUCCACCUACUCUGCAAACCAGUAUGCCGACCACACGCUUCGCAACCAGUCUGCUAUGUCCCUUCGCCAACAAGAUCGUUCCGCCUCUCCUUACCAAGACUACGCCGCUAACGGUCGUCCCUCGAUGCAAAUGAUGUCUUCCGACAAUCUCCUUGGCGGUGGUCAAGGACGUCAUCAAUCACGUUCGUCACUAGGCUUUGCAGGUGGUGCUCGUUCGCCGUUAGCGGGAGCUGCGAUGGACAGACCAGCUAGUGCAUUUGAUUUCCAGAGGGGUACCUCUGGACCUGAUGAUAUGCAAAUUAUAGAGGCAAUACAGAGCUGUUUGAGAGAAGUGGAUCUGGAUAAUGUCACAAAGAAACAGGUCAGGGCUUUGGUAGAGCAGCGAUUGCAGACAGAAUUGGUCGGCGAGAGAAGGACUUUCUUGGAUAGGAAUAUCGACAGUGAGUUAGCUGCUAUGUAGAGCGGGAAUGAUUAAAGCUUGGGUGGGGUUGAGGCCGAGGGUUCCAGGCGGAGGCUUGAGCUCGAUGGAGGCAGAGGGGAACGCGGUGAAGAAGAUAUUUAGCAUCUGCGUGCAUGUGCGCGAUGAGGUGUGGAGGGAAUACUGAAAUUAAUCUCGAGUGUUAUGGCGUCAAUUUUAUGCAUUGGGUGGUUGGAUGGAUAGGGUUUCUUGAUUUGCAUCUCUUUUUCUUUUUUCUUGAGCCGGAAAAUGAGUGGGAAAGAGCGUACUUGAAGGCUGAUAGCUAGGGUGCUGGUACAAGGAGGGCUUAAUAUCAAUGUGAUGAGACGAGUUAAGAGUUAAAAUGAGAUAUAACCCUUUAGAAAUAACAAUUCAGUAUCAGGAAUUAACAGCUUCACCAGUCCAAAAUGCAUUA